Molecule: messenger RNA, 596 nt
Organism: Gilbertella persicaria
Lineage: Eukaryota; Fungi; Mucoromycota; Mucoromycetes; Mucorales; Choanephoraceae
Exons: 3
Coding region: 38-424 (128 amino acids)
Biological process (GO): RNA processing; spliceosomal snRNP assembly
Cellular component (GO): U2 snRNP; precatalytic spliceosome; SMN-Sm protein complex
Molecular function (GO): RNA binding
Source: RefSeq, a predicted model, not a curated record
UUAUUCUUUUUCUCUCUUUCUUUUCUUUUACGACAUCAUGACUAUUGGCGUUCCCAUCAAGCUUCUUCACGAAGCACAAGGUCACAUCAUCUCUUUGGAAUUAAAGACAGGCCAACUCUAUCGUGGUAAAUUAUUAGAAGCUGAAGACAAUAUGAAUAUUCAGUUGAGAGACAUAACAGUGACUGCACGCGAUGGAAGAGUUUCGCAGUUAGAUCAAGUCUAUAUUCGUGGAUCCCAUGUCCGGUUCUUCAUUGUACCCGACAUGUUAAAGAAUGCCCCCAUGUUUAAGGGAGCUGGUCCUGGUGGCCUUAAAGGCAGAGGUAUUGGUUUGGGUAGAGGAAGAGCUACUGUUGCACGCGCUCAACAAGCAAGAGGAAGAGGUCGUGGAUUUAGAGGUCGUGGAGGUCCUCCACCAAGAUUUUAAACACGAAGAAAACAUCAAGUCACUCUGUCAUACAUCUUACAAACACUCACACACUCACACCUACACUCAUUUAUAUACAUAUAAAGACUUUACUAUUUUUGAUUUGAAUGUUGGAUACUUGGUUGAAUGGCUCUCCGCCUUAAUGGAAGCUACAUAAAAAUUGUAUUGUCUC